This is a messenger RNA of Diuraphis noxia (Russian wheat aphid), 1118 nucleotides long. RefSeq lists its product as uncharacterized. The record is from RefSeq and is a predicted model, not a curated record. Lineage: Eukaryota; Metazoa; Arthropoda; Insecta; Hemiptera; Aphididae.
ACAAGUCUGUUAUAUUUGGACAGACAUUGUCGAACGUACCGUCGUCGCAACUGCACGCGCACUAUAUUAUUUAAAAAAACGAUUCAUUAAAUACAUCGUAUUGUAAUAUAAUAUUUUAAACUUUUAACUCGUGYGGCUAAUCGAAUUCACGUCCAACAUGUUUAACUUGGGAGGAGCGAUGAAAAAUAUUACAGCAAAAGCUGAAGAAUUAGUAGAGGAAAAGAAACAUGCUGCAACUUCACUUCUUGAAAAACAAACUUCUAAACAUGAUAUUGGUGGUGGUGGUUUAUUAGGUGGAGUUAAGAACUCAAUUGGUCAUGUUGCUAAUAAAGUGGAGCAUAAUAUCGAGGGUUCGAUGCACAAAUUAGAAGGCGCAGCAAGUGCGGUAACCCAUAAAUUAGAUGAUUCAGUUGUUGGUAAGGUAGCGCAUUCGGUAGGUGAUAAAGCUCAUCAAGUGACUGAUAAAGUCCACGAAGCGGCCGAUGGGGUUAUUCACACUGUGGAGGGAGUCAAAAGUACGGUAAAAGAAGUCGGCAACGCGGUUAAAGGAGUCUCCAGUAUGAUUCAAAGCACUACCAACGGAAUGGUAAAUACAGCACAAGGGAUGGUUAACACGCUAGGYGUUAUAGCUGGAGGRAUGUCCAACGCAAUGGGUAGUAUGACCAACGGUAUAAACGGCAUGCUUAAYGGAAGUAUCGCUGCUUCGAGGAUUGCUAUUUUGUUAGCGACCAAGGUCGUACCUGUGGCCACGACCGUUCUCAACCAGACGUCUAAAGCCACAGGACUUAUAUUUGGCAGAGUGGUGCCCAAGUUUGUUGAUCGGGUCUCUAACUGUGUAAUACAAUAAGCACAUUAACACGGUGGUACGGAUUUGAAAUCAAUAAUGGUUGAAUCUAURAUAUGUAYCUAUUCGAAUUGCCAAGAAAGAUAYAUUUUAUGAUGUUUAUGAUCUGUAUAAUCUUUAAAAUAUAAUGCUCUACUCACAUAAAAUUWAAAAAAAUAUUAUCCUAUAAUAUUAAARAAACAAGCUUAUUACAAUAUCAUGUAUCUACAGAUUUGAAAGUCCAAAACUAUAAAGGUGGUAUAAAUGUGUUAAACGAUUUUGUUUUUURUUUAUU